Molecule: messenger RNA, 1887 nt
Organism: Penicillium oxalicum
Lineage: Eukaryota; Fungi; Ascomycota; Eurotiomycetes; Eurotiales; Aspergillaceae
Exons: 8
Coding region: 1-1887 (628 amino acids)
Biological process (GO): potassium ion import across plasma membrane; intracellular potassium ion homeostasis
Cellular component (GO): plasma membrane
Molecular function (GO): high-affinity potassium ion transmembrane transporter activity
Source: RefSeq, a predicted model, not a curated record
AUGGCUUCUCUAUUGGAGUCGAAGCUCCUUCCUCUUCACCUGGCAUACUUCUUCCUCUUCUCCAUGAUCGGCAGCGGCAUACUGUACGCUACGUCGACGCAGAUCGUGAAUCUGCCAUACGUUGAUGCACUGUUUAUGAGUGUCAGUGCUAUGACUGGAGCCGGUCUUAGUGUGGUCGAUCCCUCGGUAUUAGGGACACUGCCCCAAAUCACCAUCUUCAUUCUGUUCAUUCUCGGCCAUUCGAUACCUAUCAAUGGGGUCAUCACGCUUCUACGUGCUCUGUCUCUUCGCAAAAGACUGAUCAGGGGUCAAGAGGCGACAGAGAAGGGUCAUAUUGAUUGCCAAGAAUCACUACCCGAGAAGCACAUGAUACCCACCGAAAUCUGCAGCAUUGUAAACCCGGCAAAAAGUCUAAGUCCAUUGAAAACAAAUGUCACCGACAGAGAGAUACCAGCAGACGGUCCCUCUCCGGUUGGGAGCGAAGACAUGCGGCACAGUCGUGGCCCUCUCAUAUUUACUUUUGCGCGUUCUCCGAGUCGGGUAUCUGCGGGCCCUACGGCGACAAGAGAAAGACCCAAACUCGCCAAAUUGGGUUCAGUGCUUGCGAUGGCCGGGCCCAAGAUCGACAGCCUCAUGGCUCACAAAGACCACGUUGGGACCUUGAAUACUACUAGUAAAGAAGACUGGACUGAAUACAGAGCGCUCAUGAUAAUCUCGGUCUCGACUUUGAGCUACGCGGUGAUAUGUCCUUUGAUCGGCAUUCUCAGUGUGGGUUUUUGGUUCCAGAUGUGCCGACCAGAUGUCCCACGAGAGGAUGGAGUUGCUCCUUUUUGGGCCGGAGCCUUUCUCGUUAUGUCCUCAUUCGCCAAUAAUGGCAUGUCUUUGGUGAAUAGGAACAUGGAGCCGUUUCAAAGAGAGUGGGGCGGCUCCGCUUCUAAUUUGUGGAAUUCUGAUUCUCGCUGGAAACACACUCUUCCCAUGUCUUUUACGAUUGGUCAUCUGGACGAGCAGACGGAUGAUCCCCUUGACCCCCAAAUGGGCAAUAUGGCGCCAAACUUUCGACCUGGUUCUCACCCAACCUCAAAAUGUAACCUCUGUGGAUUUCUUUAUCCAGCAGGACACACCUGGUUUCUCGUCGGUACGGUCGUAUUGCUAAAUGUCAUCAUGUGGGGUGGGUUCGAGUUGGCUGCGCUUCGGGAUCUUGAAAUCGGAACGCUUCCUCCAAAGUUCCGAGUUCUAGAUGGGCUAUUCCAGGCUUUCGCUAUCCGGGGUGGCGGAUUCGCGGUCGUGGCCAUUGAUAAACUCCCACAAGCAUUACUCGUGAUCUAUGCUAUUAUGAUGUAUCUCUCUGCCCUUCCGACAUGUGCAGCUUUCAAGGACACCUUUUCGCCUCAAAUUUCCGAAGCUGGCAAUGCCUCUUGUCUCGAGGCUGGUGUGGCGGGUUUCAGGAAUGAAACCCGCCAUGGUGCUGAGUCCAUGCUAUGCCGCAGCACCUUUUAUUACGAGCGUCUGCGUAGCCACCUGAGCCGAGACAUGUGGUGGCUCAGCUUUGCCGUCAUCAUCAUCUGCGUGGCCGAGUCGCGAAAGUUUAUUGAUUUCCCGUUGGCCUUCUCCACAUUCAACAUCAUCUUUGAAGUUGUCUCUGCUUACAGCUUCGUCGGUGUGAGUGUGGGAUAUCCCGGCAAGACGUAUGCGUUUUGUGGAGAAUGGACUUCGUUCAGCAAACUCCUGUUGAUUAUGAUCUCGGUUGUUGGUCGACAUCGUGACGUGCCGAACAUGAUCAUGAAAAAACCUCGGUUCGUUAACAUUGAUCAAACAGUCCACAGGCAAACGAUAGCGCCAGGAUGCGAUCUCGAAUUGGUGCCUGCACACGCUCGUCUGGAUUGA